AUGGAACAUACGGAAGAAGGCACUACUGUGCGCUCCUUCUCAGGACCAACGUCUCCUACCCCACGUCUCGUGCCUCAUCACAAACUGUGGAGGAUACAGCUUCUCGCAUACGUCAUCCUUUUUUCCGUAAGCACCUGGGUCGGAGUGCAUUAUGAGCAACCUGGCGAUGUACGCUAUAGGGAUUCCAUUCAGGUCGCCGUUGCACAUCCUCGAAGACAAGGUUAUGGAAAACAAGAGAAAAUUUUCAUUGCAGCGAUGUUCUACAACAAUGAGCUAGUCAUUCCGUACUGGCACGACUCUCUUAUCAAAGUCAUACACUAUCUCGGUCCGGACAAUGUCUUCGUCUCUGUCGUUGAGAGUCACAGUACAGAUAGCUCCCCUAACCUCCUUGAAGCACUACAUGCAGACCUUGCCCUUUUGGGUGUCGCGCGGCGCGUACUCACGCGAGAUAUGGCAGUACCGAAGCCUAAUGACAUGGACGGAAACAAUCGCAUCGAAUUUUUGGCCGCCACGCGUAACCGCGUACUGGAGCCUCUACUUCUAGGAGGGUAUGAUAGGGUCAUAUUCUCGAAUGACAUAUUUAUCGAGCCCGAGAGCUUGAUAGAGUUAUUAGAGACGAACGGUGGGGAUUACGACAUGGCAUGUGGCUUGGAUAUGGGGCAUUUUGGUGCAUACGAUAUGUGGGUUCUUCGAGAUCGACAGGCUAAGCUUGCCAGUUCAAUCUGGCCGUAUUUCUUCGACGAAGCUGAUUAUCGUGCAAUGCAGACCGAGUCCCCUGUGCCCGUAUUCACCUGCUGGAAUGGCAUCGUUGCCUUCGCUGCGGAUCCUCUUCUUCCGAUAGCUUUGCGUUCUAACCGCACCCUUUCCACCGACCCUUUGCCGUACGAACUGCCGGCAACCCACCCAGCAGCACACGAUGCAUCAAUGCGUGGUCCAAGUCCUGCUCUGACACCCCCAAUACGCUUCCGUGCGUCUGUGCCAGGGGAAUGUUUUUCGUCAGAAAGCUUCUUACUCCCAUAUGAUAUGAGGCGACAGUUCAAUCUGCAACGUAUAUACCUUAACCCAAAGGUGAUCAACGGGUACGAAUGGAGGUUUUAUUUCUACUUCAAGUGGCUCAUGCGCCACCCCGUACUCCGGUGGUGGAUCGAAAAGGUGUACGAUGGUGUAUGGAUGGCAAGAGCUGUGCUUGUUGUCGGUGAUGCAGCUCAUGUUUCCUGGUGGGAUGGUGGGGACUGUCAUCCAUGGUAG
Suillus paluster is the source of this 1248-nucleotide messenger RNA. Its product is annotated as glycosyltransferase family 69 protein. The record is from RefSeq and is a predicted model, not a curated record. Bases 1 to 1248 code for a protein of 415 amino acids. The transcript is spliced from 5 exons. NCBI's taxonomy places the organism in Eukaryota, Fungi, Basidiomycota, Agaricomycetes, Boletales, Suillaceae.